Messenger RNA from Patella vulgata (common limpet), 1045 nucleotides. Its product is annotated as galactocerebrosidase. The record is from RefSeq and is a predicted model, not a curated record. The transcript has 7 exons. Lineage: Eukaryota; Metazoa; Mollusca; Gastropoda; Patellidae. Bases 160 to 771 code for a protein of 203 amino acids. Gene Ontology annotation, biological process: galactosylceramide catabolic process. Gene Ontology annotation, molecular function: galactosylceramidase activity. Gene Ontology annotation, cellular component: lysosome.
CGAACUCUGGGCGUAGGUAGUGCAAGUGUAUGGACACCAGAGUCCACCAAAAAUGGACUAAUUAAGUACUGAGAUUUAACAUUUUAGUUUCUUAAUCGUACCAUAAUAUUGUAUACAAGAGAUCAAAGUUUAAAGAUAUUGCAUAGACAGGACUGAUUGAUGAGGAUGGAAAUUUUUUUAUUUAAAAUAUUUUUAUCAAGUUUAUUUGCUAUCUGCCACAGUGUUUAUUUUAUUGAUGAGACUCCAGGAUUUGGAAGACGGUAUGAUGGCAUCGGAGGACUCAGUGGUGGCUCAGCAACAUCAAAAUUGUUGGUUGCUUACCCACAGAAGCAGAGAGAUGAAAUUCUUGACAUCCUGUUUAAGCCCAAUUUUGCUGCAUCUCUCCAGAUUUUAAAAGUUGAGAUUGGUGGAGAUUCACAAGCUUCAGAUGCUACAGAAGCAUCACAUAUGCACAACAGUUCCGAAGAAAGUUAUGACAGAGGUUAUGAAUGGUGGCUUAUGAAAGAAGCAAAAAAGAGAAACGAGAAUAUCAAAUUAUAUGGUCUACCAUGGGCGUUUCCUGGUUGGCUUGGUAACGGAACACAGAAUCCCUAUCAGAAUAUUGACCAACUGGCAGAAUAUGUGAUGAAAUGGGUUCAGGGAGCUAAGGAUUUUAAUGGUUUAAAUAUAGAUUAUAUUGGGAUAUGGAAUGAAAAAUCGUACAAUAUUCCCUACAUUAAGACUUCACUACCCAGGUACCAACACAACUAUAGAACAGGUACGAACAGGUAAACCUAUCUGGGCAUCAGAAGAUUAUAGUACCUUUAAUAAUAACACAGGUGGUGCUUGCUGGGCACGGGUUCGUAUAAUUAUAAUAUAUCAUUCAGGCGUAACCCAGGGCACGGGUUCGUAUAAUUAUAAUAUAUCAUUCAGGCGUAACCCAGGGCACGGGUUCGUAUAAUUAUAAUAUAUCAUUCAGGCGUAACCCAGGGCACGGGUUCGUAUAAUUAUAAUAUAUCAUUCAGGCGUAACCCAGGGCACGGGUUCGUAUAAUUAUAAUAUAUCA